Messenger RNA from Scatophagus argus, 5586 nucleotides. RefSeq names its product sushi domain containing 5 (gene susd5). The record is from RefSeq and is a predicted model, not a curated record. NCBI's taxonomy places the organism in Eukaryota, Metazoa, Chordata, Actinopteri, Scatophagidae. The transcript has 5 exons. Gene Ontology annotation, biological process: Notch signaling pathway; cell adhesion. Gene Ontology annotation, molecular function: hyaluronic acid binding. The coding region runs from base 335 to 2767 and encodes 810 amino acids.
UGCCCACUCUCAGCAGUUUGAGCCGUGACGUACCCACUGACACUGACACGCGAGUUUUCACACGGGUGCUCCAUCUGCUUGCGAGGGCGACUAUUUGGAGAGAUAAACUGCGCCUGGCUCCUGAGCCGCACGGACAGCUUUCUUUCCGCUAUUACCUGCACUUGACAGCAAGCCUUUACCUUCCUGUCGCUCAGUCCACCUCAGUCCAGCAGGAGGGAGAUAACACCAGUUUGCUCUCCAUCGUCACUCAGACUGUGGCCACUAAGACGUUUGGAAGAUUCUGGGCACGUUUUCCCAACACAACAAAGUGAGAUUUAACGUGCAGCGCGAGAAGAUGCUGGAUCGCAGUAACCAAACUGUUCUGUCAUUGCUCUUUGGAUGCCUGGCUUGUCUUGUGGUGACCUCUGUUGUAAAUGCAGACGGUCGAGUGUUUGUGUUGGACCUGAGGAACUCCUCCGGCGUGCAGGGCUUCAGAGAUGCCGAGCGGGCUUGUGCCUCACUACAUGCCCGCUUGGCAUCGUCGGCGGAGCUCCGUCACGCUGUGGUGGAGUGCUUCUUCUCCGCAUGCACCCGUGGGUGGCUGUACGGAGGUUCAGUGGGGACCACAGUGUGCAAUGCUGUAGGCGGAGCCCUGAAAGCAGUGGAUGUGAGAACAGAAAAUGCGACAGAGGACAGCGCACACCUUGACGCUUUCUGUAUCAAAGACAAAGGUGUGCCGUGUGGUGACCCUCCAUCUUUUCCUCAUGCCCGUCUACAGGGGCACUCUGGAUAUGAGAUGGGAGAUGAACUGCUGUACACAUGUCUGCCAGGUUAUGUAAUGCCCAGUGGGAGCAGAGCCUUCAGCCUAUUGUGUGACAGCUGUGGAGAGUGGUAUGGAAUGGUGGAGAUAUGUGUCAAAGAUGAGACUGAGAGUCACAUAGACUAUGAGGACAAGUUCACAGAUUCCUAUGGAGAGGAAGAACAUCACAGUGAGAGACCAGAGGAAGCUCGUGGUGAGGUGUUUGAGGAGGUGCACAGAGCUACAUAUCCAGAGGGGAAAAUGAGUCAGGAGCAGCAAGAGACAAGCUUCAGUGUUGAAAUGGAGGAGCAUCAAGACCAACGUGGAGAGCAUGAGGUGGGAGCAGAAGUGACUGGCAGAAAAUUUGAAGGAGCUGUAGAAGAAGAAAAAGGAAAGGAAAGGGUUGCUGAGGACUCUAUAGGCCAUCCACAGUGGGAGCAGGAGAGGAGGGAGAUGGUCACGGGUGAUGCAGCUGCAGCCACAGAAGCACCCGUGUCUCUUCUCUCCCAGAAACACCUCUUCUGGUUCCCCUCAGAGGCCUUCCAGGAGGAAGGGCAUCCUGUGUCCUCCAGUCCAGUCACACAAAUUACACAGAGGGCCUCAGGUGCCCAAUCAGAAGAGAGCAAAGAGAAUGAGAGCCAAGAAAGGCACUACCAGGCUCCAGGUGAUAUUGACCACCAUGAUGAUGAGCCAAAUAGCUAUAAUGAUCAUGACACAGAUGACCGAGAUGAUCAUGAUGACAGCAACCCUGAAGACCUGGAUGUCCAUGAUGACAGUCCCCACAAUGAUCAACAUGACCCUAAUAGUCACCAGGAUGAAGAUGUCCAUGAUGAUGAUCGUGUGAAACAUUACAUUCCAGAUGAUCUGGAUAGACGUGACCGCCACGACAAUCAUGACGAUCAUGAUGAUCAUUAUGACAUGGGUGAACAUGAUGAUGAUGACCAUGAUCGCGUUCAUGGCAGCCAGGAGUAUGAUGAUCGAGAUGAUACUUAUGAUGAACAUGAGAGCUAUGAAGAUCAUGAAAAUCAUGGUGAUGAUGAUCGAGAACAUCCUGACGGCUCUAAGGAGCAUCCAGACCAAGAUGACCAUCAUGACAGUGAGGAACAUUAUGGCCUGGAGGAGGAUCAUAAUGACCGUUACUCUGAUCACGAUGAUCAUGACAGCUAUGAUGACCAUGAUAGCCAUGAAGAUAUUGAUGAUGAUCACCAGCAUGUUAUCUUUACAAUAGCAACAGAUGAACGUCAGAACGUCACUCAAAAGAGAGGAGAAGGAAAGGUCACCACAGAUGAGACCUGGCUGGACGGUUACCCUGUUGGCCCAGCAGAAAUGGAAAAUGGGGACACCACAACAGAAGGGGUAAGACUAGGGGAUAGAGAAAGGGGGGCAGUUGUCAGGAUAACAGACAAACCCAGUCAGGUGGAAAUUCAUAGACCCAGCCUUUAUACCAGUUCACCAGAGGUGCCCCAAUAUCCCACCACGGACCCUGCUUUAGAGCAAGGGGGAGUGGAGGAGGUGUGGCCUGACUUCAUCCCCACUGCUGCUCCCUUCCCUGACCCCUCCUCAGACUCCCCCUUGGACUCCGACACUCUGGAGGACAACACACAACGGGCAGCUCCCACCCACUCUUGGCUCGGUGACCUCACUGAGCACCCUCGUGACUCAGCUCCACCGGUGCACGAUGGUGACAUCCCGAUAGAAGGGCACACUGUGCACAACCUGCCCGGUGAGAGCGGUGAGAGGGGUGAGAUGGAGGGAGAGAUGGGGGAGACAGUUUGUACAGGUGAGAACUGCCCUCCUCCACGCUCCUCCAGCCGAGGUCCCACAGUGGCAGCCAUAAUUGUGGUAGUUUGUGCACUCGUGAUGGCAGUCAUUGUUGGGGUGUGGUGUUAUCGACGACAACAGCAGAAGAGCUCAGUGUACGAAAUGAAUGGAAAGGGCCAAUGUCAGACCAGACAAGGCCAACAGAUAGAGAUGCAGCAAAAAGUGUAAGAGAUGAGAAAAAAGGAACGCUGACAGAGGACAGAGACAUUUCGUAGGGAUGUGAAGAUUCAGGUGAAUUUUAGAGGAAAACACAGCCCCUCAUCUUUCUAAAUGAAGACUUUGGGUGUGUAUGAACACAUUUGAAGAGCAAACUCCUUACCAAACAAAGCAGAAAAUUUUGGAACAAACACUAUGAAAAGACACUUAACAUAAUGAAACAAGAUGGUACUAGUUCUACCUCUUCCAAACAUCCAUUUUAAGGAAUUCUACCCAUCUUUGUAAUACCUACCCACUGUUUUCAAAGCUUUGACAUCUAGCUGGACAGGUGGAGGGGCUGUGUCUGGUCUGGACUGAACUCCAGGACCUGAUAAGGAGAUUAUAGGGGAAUGACCAUGUGGGAAAACCACAGGAAAGAGGCAUAUGUGGCCUCCUGAAUAUAUGAACUGAGGCUUUAACCUCCAAAGCUCUUGGACAUUGUGGUAAAGAUUCUCUGUCUUACCUUGCUGUUAUUUUUGUUGACUUCUCUGACUGCAUGUUUAUAGUUGAUUUAGCUGUAUUGUUCUCUAUUCUCUAUCUUCUGUGUGCGUCUGAGUAUCUUGUUGAUGAAAAAACUGUAUUCCACUUGUUACUCUGCGACAAGAGCACUGAAGUUCAGAACACUUCAGCUCAUGGCAGCAGACCUGAGCAGGCAGUCCCAAAUGAAUGACGGGGCUUCUGUCAAACCAGCACGAACAGAAUGAACGAGUGGUAUACAAGGAAAAGGUGCGAAAAAGAAAGGAGGGCAGCCUAAGAUCUUCCUGCCUCAGAGCUGUUGGUCCAGAGUGCAGACUCAGCCCCAGGGUGUGUGUCUCAGGUCAGUGCAAGUCGCCGGUCAGAGGUGCACCUUGUUUGCUGACAGCCUUCAGACCAUCCAGACAUCAAAUGCUGUGCUGCUGCCAUGGCAACAGAGAGAAACUAUAGUUACAACCCCAAUAGUUUUAACUUAAGGGGGAAUUUUGGUAUCUUUAAACCCGGGCCCUAUAUUUACAUAUUUUGAUGUGUAAAUGAUUCAUAUUACCAGACGUUUUGUCAAUCACGCCAGCUGGCAGCCGCAACAAGACUGUAAUGGCUGCAACUUAAUCGUUGGGGCAACUCCGACUUUCAAAGUUGCGUCUACUAAAAGUGCUUCUUUUUCUACUCACUGAUUGUUACUCAAGUGUCUGACAACAUUGCGGAAAGGGUCCCAACAGAGAUAGUCCCUUUUGUUAAAGAGUGAAACCCUUUUGUUUAACCAGAAACACAAGAUUCGCUCGAGGAGAAGUCUCUGGCUCUGAAACCUUGUGAGAGGUGAGUUGUAGCAGGAAGACAGAAACAUGAGUUAGAGUUGGAAAGACCAAGAGGAUGUGCCAGCAGGAAUUUAUUUACAAAGUCAUGGCUGAAUAUUUAGCUGAUUUUGACAAUCAAGAUGAUGCCUUAGCUGCAAGAUCUCACCUCUCGUGUGAUUUCAGAGCUUUUAACAAGAAGGACUGUCUUCUUAGGGAUCCUUUCUGUAAUACUGUCAGAUACCUAUAGCAGCAAUCUCAGCCUGUGAGUGGCAAUAUCAUUUACUUUAAGUGGUCAUAACUCUGAAUUUGUGUUUGCCCAAAGGAUUAUGUUGCAUUACAGCCAUUGGUAGGUAUGAAUCUUUUACCCACCAAAAUAUGCAAACAGGGUGCAGGUUUAACAACAGGAUUAACAAUAAUCUAAAAUAUUCUGAUGGUUUAUCAUGUUCAAUUAUGUCUAAAUGUAAUAAGACAUAAUGUGGACUGGGGAAGCUCAUUAAUGUGGGUUAGAAUUAGGGCUGGACCACAUGCCCUAAAAUGAUCAAUUUUUGGCUUUAUAAUUAUAAAUGAUAAAUGUUUUUCAAUGCGUCUAAUUUUUGGGAAUUCAGACUACUUGACUACUUACUAAUUCAGAUUAUUGUCCAGUCCUUGUUCAGAUAAUGAAGGCUUUGACAGCAUAAAAUAGCUCUGCAUGAUUCUGUGACAUUUGCACUCUUAACAUUCCCUUCCUGUGCCAAAAUACUUAAGAGGAAGGUCAAAUGUUAAAAUAAAAAUGUGCAAAUGUAAAUAAAUUUAUAUACCUGAAAGAUUUAAACCUAGAUUUUAGAGUUUGUAGUUUUGGUGGUGUACAGACGCUACAAAGUAUGGCAAUAACUUAAAUAGAAAGUGCUUCACAUGUAAUUUAAUAUGAAAGGUGGGUGGUGGCAUGUAGUUGAGUCACUUCAUGGUGUCAUCAGUCAUGAAUGAUUAUUUAAUAUGUCUGAUGUAACACCCAGUGGUUCGCAGCUGAUUUCUCAAAAAGCAUUUGUAUCGAUUUAUUUCAAAUUGUUAAAAAUAUUUCACCAGUGUUUUCUAACUUUAACUUUCCAUAUUGUGGUGUUUGAAAAUGUCCUACUGAAAUCGUCCAAUUGUGCCGAGGACAUGGGGCCUCAAGUAACCUGAUGAUCUAUACAUUUUUGUAAAUAUGAACUGUAAUAAUUUGCUGUACAUGCAGUACUGUAGCCUUACUGGUGUGAGAAAUACAUGUUGACUUCUUCAUCAAGACAGUCGAGGGCAGUUGACAGUGGACAUUUCCUCUUCGUGUGUCUUUCACAGGAUCAGCUUAUCUCUAGUUUGCUCCAAAUCUACUUUACUGCCUUUUACUUUUUUUUUACUAUUAAACACAGCUGUUUAAACACAACUACUGUACUCAUGAUAACAUAAAUAAAACCACAUUGUAGAUUAUCAAACAAUAACCUCAUACACACCAGGUUUGCCACUUGGACCAUGCCUGAAGACUGAUUAUAAUAAAGAACGUUAAGAGUUGUG